This is a messenger RNA of Vitis vinifera (wine grape), 2156 nucleotides long. RefSeq lists its product as uncharacterized. The coding region runs from base 1106 to 1798 and encodes 230 amino acids. Gene Ontology annotation, molecular function: RNA binding. The transcript is spliced from 8 exons. The record is from RefSeq and is a predicted model, not a curated record. Lineage: Eukaryota; Viridiplantae; Streptophyta; Magnoliopsida; Vitales; Vitaceae.
UAAGUUUAAGUAAUCAACAAUUUCAUGGAAGUCACACACACACAGACACACCUGUGAUGAUACUGUUUUUUAUUACUUUUGUCUACAAUGUUUCAUGCACAGAAAAUGCAUGAAAAGUAAAAUUGGCAUUAGCUUGCAGGGGGCUUGACCUUUUGAUCCCAUGGAGGUGGGAUGUUCUCUGUCGUUCUCCAUUUUGUUUUGUACUUUUCAGGCAUUUUUUGGGUGGGACCUUAUCAAUUGGUAUGUCCAUUUAUCAUCAAAUGUGGCUGAUGGUACUUGUGAUCAAUAAAGUCAAGAAAUGCAUAACAUGUGGACAUGUUGAUCUUCUGCCUGUAUUUGUUGCAUGGGAUGGGCAAAGUGAUUUCAGUAUUUAAGUGCACUAUUGACAUUAUAAGUCCUUGGUGGUGAGUUAUGGGUAUGACACAUGAUAUAGGUGUGAAUCAUUAGCAUAUAAAGUGCAAUUAUAUCUCCUUUUGUAGAAAAUGAAAUUUAUUAGAGCAGGAGAGAGAAUCACCAGCGAAGUGAAGAGGAAAUUUCCUCUUAUGAGGGCAAGACAUAAAAAGGAAAAGGAGAAAACCCAAGAGACUACAAAUUCAUGUUACAUGUUCUAUGCAUCACUUGAUAUAUGGCUAGGUUAUUAGACAUUUAAGACGUGGCUAGGUUUGCAUGUGAAGUUGUGCAGUUUAGUUGAUGAUGCCAUGUGGUUGCUUAGUUUGGACCAAACCUAAAUUGUUGCAUUACAUGCUAUUUAGUUUCAUCAUAAAUUACCAGAUUCCUUCAAUAAUCAAUAUAAGACAAGAAAGAAUCAAACAGUGGUAGCACACACCUAGAUAAAAUGCCUGGCCACACAUGAUGAUUUUUGUGAACUUCAUUGUUAACAGAACAUCUUUUGUGAUUCCAUAUAUGUACUGGAGACAUGAUUGAUUGUUGUUUUAAACAUUUGGCAUCUAUGGGUCAGCAAUUAGUGUUAAAGGCAAUAGGGAUAUGUGCCUUUGGGUACACAUUAUGUGGUGGAUUGGUAAUUCUUAAAAGCAGCUAAUGGUAUCAGCUGCUUCCAAGUCUCAGUUCAGCCCCUUCUGCUCAUGUAUUGCAAGGCAUAAGGGACAUGAAGAUCUGGCAUCAUUCUCGCCUUCUUAUCACCAACAAUCUGCUUAUGGGUCCCAUCUUAAUGGCAGAAAGUAUGAAGGAAAAACGUGUGAGGGAGAUUGUGCUGAAGGCAAUGGGACAGGCAAUCAGCAAGACGGUUGCAAUUGCAGAGAUUAUAAAGAAGAGGAUCCCAAGGUUGCAUCAAGAUACUGCCAUCAGCUCAGUAAGCAUAACUGAUGUAUGGGAGCCCAUUGAAGAAGGGCUUGUACCUUUGGAGAUGACUCGCCAUGUCUCAAUGAUCUCAAUCACCUUGUCAACCAGAGAGCUAAACAAAAACUUACCAGGGUACCAAGCUCCAUAUCAUGUGGAGCAACCAAAGUCGCAGUACCAUUAUCAGCCACAGAAUCAACCUCGACAAGCUGCUCGCCCACCAUAUAAUGCUGUGAAUGAAGAUUCAUAUGGCCGAGGAAGGGGUCGUGGCAGAGCAAGAGGGCGUGGUUGGGGUAGGGGUGGGUAUGGAAAUUAUCAAGACAAUGGCGGUUACAAUGGUGGAUACCCCAACUGGGGCCGAGGUGGAGGCCGAGGCAGGGGUUGGGGGCCCUAUCGUGGUGCUGGAUAUGAAAGAGGCAGGGGUGGAGGGGGCAGAGGGUAUGGCCGAGGUCGAGGAAGGAUGGGUGGUGGGCGUGGCAGGGGUGGUGGCAACCAGGCAUAGUCAGGGGAUCAGUGUGCCUUUUGCUCUAGCCGAAUAUGCUUUUGCCUAAGCGAGACACAGGGUUAAUGUUAAUGGAAAACUUAUAAAAAGCGUGAUAAAAAUGUGGGUUGUGGCGCAUUGUUAAGAAGUGAUUUCCUUCUGUUUCUUGUUGAUGAUGUGGAUUUGGGCAAAAGGGGUUGUUUUUGUAUUGUCUCGUUUUUCUUUUCCCUUCUAAAGCGAGAGCAAAGUUGGCCACUUCUCUGAUUGCUCUGUAAAUCAUUUUCACCUUCAGGUUUGUCAAUCUCCCUAUUGUAUUUAUAUAGCCAGACCUCCUAUAAUUUUUUUAUUCCUUAAAUGCAUUUUGCUCAUAUUAUGCAUU